Molecule: messenger RNA, 1327 nt
Organism: Doryrhamphus excisus (bluestripe pipefish)
Lineage: Eukaryota; Metazoa; Chordata; Actinopteri; Syngnathiformes; Syngnathidae
Gene: rab5b
Product: RAB5B, member RAS oncogene family
Molecular function (GO): GTPase activity; GTP binding
Source: RefSeq, a predicted model, not a curated record
CAAUCACACCUGAAUUCAUUUAGUCUCUCCAAUUGACGAUAUAAACUUACCGCCGUGUCCGCACCCUUUUGCUUCUUCCUGUUAGUCAUGACUUGGACGGUAACAUAGGGUCAACCUACCGAGCCUGACAAUGCGGCAGCCAGUACGCAUGCGUGUGUAUGCCAACAGGAAGCGUUUUGCUGUCAACCAGCUGAUGAAGCGACAUUAUUGUCAGGGGAAGCUGACGUUCUUUAGGUACCCACCUCACCAAGACCAGACAGGGUAUCACCAGGCAGCCUUGAGGACACAGCUGGAGGCAGAGCCAAGUGACCAGCAGCAUCCUAGAGUCACUGUGUCCAUCAGUGGGACAGCACCCUUGCACGGGUUGCUAUGAGCUCCAGAGGGAGUGGUGCUGGCCGCUCCAACGGCACGCCACCACAGACCAAGAUCUGUCAGUUUAAACUGGUGCUGUUGGGCGACAUGGCCGUGGGCAAAUCCAGCCUGGUGCUGCGCUUUGUCAAGGGGCAGUUUGACGAAUUUCAGGAGACUACCAUCGGAGCUGCUUUCCUGGCCCAGUCGGUAUGCUUAGACGACACCACGGUCAAGUUCGAGAUCUGGGACACUGCGGGACAGGAGCGCUACCACAGCCUGGCACCCAUGUACUACAGAGGGGCUCAAGCUGCAAUCGUGGUCUUUGACAUCACCAAGCCGGAGACCUUUGAGAGGGCCAAGGCCUGGGUGAAAGAGCUGCAGAGGCAGGCCAGUCCCAACAUUGUCAUCGCUUUGGCAGGAAACAAGGCUGAUCUGUCAGAGAAGAGACUAGUGGAGUAUGAGGAAGCGCAGACAUACGCCGACGACACUGGCCUGCUCUUUAUGGAAACCUCGGCCAAGACCGCCAUGAACGUCAACGAGCUCUUCCUGGCUAUUGCCAAAAAGAUGCCAAAAACAGACACCCAGAACCCAACACAUGCGGCACGACAUCGGGGAGUCAAUCUCCAGGACCCGGACGCCCACUCUACCAGAGCCUGCUGCGGUGGGAACUAGACCACCUUCCCCCCCGUUUUCCCUCCCAUGUGACCACCAUUACCAUCCACAACCACGGCAGUCAUCCUAAAGCAUCCUAUCUCCCUCAGCCAGCUUCUAUUCGUCAUCAGUGAAUCAAGCAGUUGUCAAGGAGGAGGAAGAGGACGUUAAGCUGUUAACUGAGGAAUAAUACAGCGAAGGACACUAAUUGUGAAUAUUCAGCCUUGCAUCAUUUCAGCUCGAGCCCUAUCUGAUUGCCUAAAAAUACUACAAAGCAACCAAGGAAGAAAUAUGAGGAAAUGUGUAAAAUAAAAAGUUAAAUGUG